AUAUGAAAGAAAACAUUUAUGAUGAAUUAGAAUAUUUGUUACUUGAAGAUGAAGGGGAUGAAGAAAUGGUGAUUAUAUCAAAUAAAUCAAAUAAUAUAGUUAUAGGUGAAUUGACACCAAAAGAAGAAAUACCUGGGUUUAGAUUUAGUAUGUCGGAUGAAAAAUCUAAACGUUUAAGUGACAUUUAUUUAGAUGCUACUAAAAGAUUAAGUAAUCCUUAUUUGGAAGAAUAUGAAUUUCAAACCGAAGAUGAAAAGUUAUUUUCCUUACUUCAUAAUUUAAAAAGAUAUUCAAAAUUUGGUAGUAGCGCUUAUGAUUUUAAAACCGCUAUUAUUGAUAAAAUACCUUUCCCAAGAUUCCCAAUUAAAUCACAGAGGUGGAAGGAACGUGGUAGAUUACAUAGAUUUUCAUUCGCGUCUAAUACCGAUUUACCAUUUGAUAGUAUAGUUGAUUCAUCACACACAAAGACACCAAAAAAUCCAAGUAAUUAUCAACCAUCUUAUUUCAUAAUAAGAGAUCAUACGACCGAAAGUAUUAUAUUAGCUCUAAGAGGUACGAUGAGUAUACAUGAUUUAAUUGUUGACCUUACUUGUGAGUAUGAAGAGUUUCAAUUACCCGAAGAUGUACAACGUGGCAUUGAAACUAAACAUAAAGUACAUAAAGGAAUGUUUCAAGUUGCAAAAAGUCUUGCUGAACCCGGAAAAACCGGUGUUUAUGAAGUUUUGAAAAGGGAAUUAGAAGCUAAUGAAGGUUAUGGUUUGGUGUUGGUUGGUCAUUCCCUUGGUGCUGGUGUUGCAAGUUUAUUGGCAUUGCUGUUGGCUUCGCCUACGACGCGUCAAACGACAGUAUGGUCACGUCUUCCACGUGGUCGUAGAGUACACGCAUACGCUUUUGCGACACCAUGUGUAAUGUCCGCCGAGUUAUCAAAACGGGUACGUCCAUUGGUAACUUCAGUAGCAUAUGGUAACGAUGUAGUCUGUCGAUUAUCGUUAGGACAUGUAAGAGAUUUAAGGAAUAUGGUAAGAUUUUUGGGAUCUAAUAAACAAAAAGGUGGGGAAGAAGGACAGGAAACGGCAAGUAAAAUUAUAAGAAAAGUACUAGAUUAUCAAAGUCGAACGUUUUUUGCAAAUACCGAAGAAGGUAGAAAAGAUAAAGAAGAGUUUGAGAAUUUCUUUUGGAGAGCACGACAAGAUGUUUAUAAACAUAUGCAAAAUGAAAAAUUAUAUCCGCCCGGUACAGUUUAUUGGAUUAUCGGAAAUGAAAGAAAACCUUAUUGUGAUGCUCGUGAUGACGAUGAAGCAGAAGGGAGCAAUAAAGAAGAAGAAAAGGCUUCUGACGUUAAAGGAAACGGAAACGAAAAAGAAUGUAAUGUUAACAACGAUGAUGAUAUAUUUGAGAAAAAGGGUAACAUUACGACGAGUUCUGGCAAACAGUAUAUAAUGUUGGAAAUUGAUGAUGUUUCAAAAAUUUUUGAAGAAAUUUGGUUUUCUUCCCAUAUGAUGUUUGAUCAUCUCCCUCAUAUGUAUGAAAGCGUAUUGAGGAAGUUGUAA
Molecule: messenger RNA, 1550 nt
Organism: Funneliformis caledonium
Lineage: Eukaryota; Fungi; Glomeromycota; Glomeromycetes; Glomerales; Glomeraceae
Source: the annotation of a GenBank genome assembly